Messenger RNA from Pediculus humanus corporis (human body louse), 3657 nucleotides. Its product is annotated as class A rhodopsin-like G-protein coupled receptor GPRrk, putative. Gene Ontology annotation, molecular function: G protein-coupled receptor activity; protein-hormone receptor activity; protein binding. The record is from RefSeq and is a predicted model, not a curated record. Gene Ontology annotation, cellular component: membrane. Gene Ontology annotation, biological process: G protein-coupled receptor signaling pathway. NCBI's taxonomy places the organism in Eukaryota, Metazoa, Arthropoda, Insecta, Psocodea, Pediculidae. The transcript has 17 exons. The coding region runs from base 1 to 3657 and encodes 1218 amino acids.
AUGCAUUUUUCAACAUUUAAUAUACAAUUAGAUCUUAGCGGUAACAAUUUAACACAACUACAUCAUGAUAUUUUUUCACAAUUAUUUGAUUUAGAAGAAUUGUUAUUAAAUGAUAAUAGUUUGCAAGAAAUACAUUCAAAAGUUUUUAAAAAUAAUAAUAAAUUAAAAAGACUUUCUUUACAAAAUAAUGAUCUUGGUAAUAUUCCAACAGAAAGUUUAUCAGAACUUAAAUCUUUAACAUCUUUACAAUUGGAUAAAAAUAAAAUAAAUGAAAUAAAAAAUGGAGAUUUAAAUAAUUUAAUCCAUUUAAGAAGUUUAAAAUUGGAAAGCAACAGGCUAGAAUUAAUUUCUCCAGGAGUUUUUAAUAAUUUAAAAUCUCUUGAAGCUUUGAAUUUGGGUAAUAACAUGUUAACUUCUAUAAAAGGAGAAAUUUUUUCCAAUCUUGAAAAUCUUUAUAUUUUAUUAUUAAAAAAAAAUUUAAUUUCUAACGUCGAUGAUGAUGCUUUUGUCAAUUUAACAUCACUUCGCGUAUUGGAACUCGAUAGUAAUCUUUUAACCGAAGUUCCUAUCGCACUACAAAAUUUAGUUUCUCUUCAAGAACUUUCUCUAUCAAAUAAUAAAAUAAAAUACAUUCCUGGUGGGAUAUUUCAAAAAUCUCCUAGUUUAGGUUUGAUAGAACUUCAGGGAAAUCCAUUAAUGGGAAUUGAUCCCUAUGCCUUUUCAUAUUUGCCAAAUCUUCAAAAAUUAACAUUAUCAGAAGCAAGAGAACUGACCGAUUUUCCAAUAUUAAAUGGAACAAUUUCAUUAGAAGUUUUAAGAUUAGAUAGAGCGAGUUUGAAUAAUGUUCCACCAUCUUUAUGUAAAACCUGCCCUCGUUUAAAAAGCAUAGAUCUUAAAAGGAAUAAAUUGUUCAAAGUUCCAAAUCUUAAUGAGUGCCAAGACCUGCGCGUUUUAGAUUUGGCACAUAAUCAAAUUACAUCAUUGGAAGAUAAACCUUUUAAAGGUUUGUCUCAACUUCAUGAUUUACUUCUUUCCCACAAUUUAAUUUACAAUAUUCCAGAUGAUGCUUUUUUCGGUCUUGAUAAACUUCAAGUAUUAGAUUUGGAGGGAAAUAAUAUUGAAAAUAUUCAUCCAGAUGCGUUUGUCAAUUUUAAACAAUUGGAAGAUUUAAAUUUGGGCAAUAACGUAUUUCCUGUUCUUCCCACCAAUGGUUUAAACAAACUUCUUCAUUUAAAAACUUUCAACAAUCCUAAUUUAAGAACUUUUCCGUUACCAAACAAUUUUCCGAGAAUUCAAACUCUGGUUUUAUCGUAUGCCUACCAUUGUUGCUCAUUUCUUCCUCUCAUUCCAUUGGACCCACCAAAAUCUACCGUUCACGAAUCUGUUCUUUUUCCAACCGAUAAUGAAUUUGAUAUGAGUUUAUGGAAUUCCAGUUUAACCGACAUUUGGCCUCAGCUUCAAAACUUGAGUAAAAAGUUUGGUACGGAAAUCAAUGAACUUUGGGAAAAUUUCGGUUCGGAUUUUACUUACCCAGGUAACUUACCAGCUUACGUAGAAGAAUAUUUUGAAGAACAAGAAACAAAAUUAAAUUCACUCGAUCAUGUUGGUGGAAAAAUUCAAUGUUUACCUCUGCCCGGUCCUUUCUUACCAUGUCAAGAUUUAUUUGAUUGGUGGACACUCAGAUGUGGAGUGUGGAUCGUUUUUUUGCUUGCCAUGUUGGGAAACGGAACGGUUGUGUUCGUUCUAAUUUUUUCACGAAGUAAGAUGGACGUACCUCGAUUUUUAGUUUGCAACUUAGCCGCAGCGGAUUUUUUUAUGGGAAUUUAUUUAGGAUUUCUCGCCGUGGUCGACGCGUCUACUUUAGGCGAAUUUCGAAUGUAUGCCAUACCGUGGCAAAUGAGUGUAGGCUGUCAAUUGGCCGGAUUUUUAGGAGUUUUAAGUUCUGAAUUAUCCGUUUACACUUUGGCAGUGAUCACGCUGGAGAGAAACUAUGCAAUAACGCAUGCCAUGCAUUUAAAUAAAAGGCUCUCUCUUAAGCAUGCAGGAUACAUAAUGGCCUGCGGUUGGAGUUUUGCUUUGAUAAUGUCUUUAUUUCCACUUUUUGGAGUUUCGGAUUACCGAAAAUUUGCCAUAUGCCUCCCUUUUGAAACGGAAACUCCCGUAAGUUUGGCCUACGUAGUAUUUUUGAUGCUUAUCAACGGCGUAGCCUUUUUUAUAUUAAUGGGAUGUUAUUUGAAGAUGUAUUGUGCCAUUCGCGGUUCUCAAGCUUGGAAUUCUAAUGAUUCUAGAAUUGCAAAAAGAAUGGCACUCCUUGUAUUCACUGACUUUCUUUGUUGGUCUCCCAUAGCGUUCUUUUCUUUGACGGCGGCCUUCGGAGUUCAACUUGUCUCUUUAGAGCAAGCCAAAGUUUUUACAGUUUUUGUCUUACCACUUAAUUCUUGCUGUAAUCCAUUUUUAUAUGCAAUAUUGACGAAGCAAUUUAAAAAAGAUUGUAUACUUAUUUGUAAAACUAUAGAGGAAUCAAAAGUGACUCGUGGAAUUGGACGAUGUAGACAUAGUUCUAAUUUCAGUAACAGACAAACACCUGUCAACACCAACAGCCUUGCUGAUCGAUCUUCCAAAGAUCAUCAGCCUUCUCAUCAGCAACAUUGUAAUUGUAGCGCUAAGUUACUGGCAGACAGUACCUCUGGAACUAUAAGACGUGAUAGUACAGCUAGUAUAAGAGGUCCCAGGAGAUGGAUUGAAAAUGUGAUUCAAUGGAUAAUGUUAUGCCUAAACAGAAGAACCGAUGGUAGUGGACGCGCUCAUUUCGAUCAAUAUGCUUACCAAAUAGCUGAAAUACAGCAAAAAACUCAUAAGCGAGCCUCAUCCGUUUCAUCCAGUGAAAACUUUAGUUCUUCGCGUAGCGAUUCAUGGAGACAAAGUCAUCACCACCAUCACCAUCACCAUCAUCAUCAUUGCGGGAUUCCUCUCAGGCUAUUAGAUCCAAAAAGAAGAGCUAAUUCUUGGUUGGUCACGAGGAAAACAUCUCAAGAUUCAAAUCUGUCAUCAUCUCGAAACGAUUCUUCCGGUUCUGCCACAACUCAAAGUACGAGUACGUGGAGAAUGUCUAGAUCAAGCGCUUCGAGUGACGUCCGAACUCAAAUUAUUCCUAAUUCAGAUAUAAAUUCAACAAGGGCCAAACCUAAACCUCGUUUGACAAGACAAAGUGCAGUAAGCGAUGAUUACGAAUUAAUAAUGCCACCAGGUUCACCAGGUAGACUGACAGUUCGAUUUCUUUCCACCAUUCCGUCCGCUGCCGAAACGAGUAUGCAAAAUGAAGACGAAGCAUCUCGGGAAUCAUCCUUUGAGAAACGACCCAUUACGGCCGAUAAUUUUUUAUUAAAUAAUUCCGAUAUGGAUCAGGUACAAUUAAGUGAAAUAACAGCUAAAAACUGUCAGCCGUUUUCUUCCGAUUUAAAACAAUAUGAACCUGAAAAUCAAACACCGUUGAUCACGGCGCCGGAUAAUUCCGCCAAUUUAUUCGUUCAAGUUCCUAAUUUAAUUCCAGAUAAAAGUAAUUUGCCAACCAUUCGAUCUGCACCAUCUUUGUCAGCCGCAGAUGGUUUUUCUAAUUUAUUAAUGUCACAAGAAAAAACACCGGACGAUAAAAAAUAA